AGAAAUGGAAAACGCAUCACCAUUGGAUCCACCUGGUUUUCCAAAACCAUACAUUCUACAUCUGAAACCACUAUUUCCUGCUUUUACUCCGCGCACACACACACCAUAUCACACAUACUACACAGGGAUAAUUUAAGAAUCAAAUGCGAUAUUUCAUAUCUAUCUCUCGCCCUUUAUAUAUAUAUCGCGUUUUUGUGUGUGGGCAAAGAGACUAGGCAGCCGAGGGCAAGCGCGCAUAUGUACGAAAAUGGCAAAAACCAGAGCGGGUAUUAUUCUCACUUUAUAGAAUAGAAGAGUAUAUAUAUAUAUAUACAUCUAUAUAUAUACUUGCGUGUUUGUGAGAGUGUGUGUGUGUGAGAGAGAGAGAGAGAGGGGAUAUAUCAGAGAUGGGGAGGGGAAAAGUGGAGCUGAAGAGAAUAGAGAACAAGGUGAACCAGCAGGUGACUUUUUCGAAGAGGCGAUCGGGACUGCUGAAGAAAGCUCACGAGAUUUCUGUCCUCUGCGACGCCGAUGUCGGAUUGAUGAUCUUCUCCACCAAAGGAAAGCUCUCUGAAUAUGCUACUGAUUCCUGCAUGGAAAGAAUCCUCCACCGUUAUGAAAGAUCUUCGUCUGUUGAUGGGCAUAAGGCACCUGAUCUUCAAUCUCCGGGAAGCUGGAAUGUAGAACUUGGCAAGCUUAAGACUAGAUUGGAUGUUUUGCAAAAAAAUCACAGCAGGAAUUUAUCAGGAGAGAACUUGGAAUGUCUGAGUUCGAAGGAGUUGCAGAACUUGGAGCAUCAACUUGAUACUUCUCUCAAAAAACUUCGCUCUCGAAAGAAUCAUCUCAUGAAUGAAUCCAUUUCAACGAUGCAGAAGAAGGAUAAGUCAUUGCAGGAGCAAAACAACUUGCUUUCCAGAAAGAUCAAGGAGAAGGAGAAGGAGAAAGAAUUGGGUGAAGAAACGGGUCCAGCCCAGAAUCAGCACAUGUGUGUUGAUGUGGAGCAGCACCUUAGCUCUUUGAACACCAGUGAAACAUACGAGAACGAGGGAGACGUUGGCCAAAGUGAAGGUUGUAAUAACAAUGAGGUGAUCACGACGGCGCCGCCGUGGAUGCUACGCCACAUCCAAAUGCAAGGGCAAAACGGGCAGACGUAAACUAUGAUAAAUAGAGCUUGCUGUAUGUGUGUGUAUAUAUAUUGUGUAUUAUAUAUAGAACGUUAUGCGUUUUGCAGAGGAGAAAGAAGUGAAGCAUAGUUUGGCUACAUAAACAAGUUUACAGGUCAUGAAUAUGUUGCAAUAUAGUGUAUGUUUUUGGAAACAGAUCGACGUAUGUACCUGCACCUGCUUAAGGAAUGAUAUAUACUCCACUUUCCUCUUCAA
Messenger RNA from Salvia miltiorrhiza (redroot sage), 1358 nucleotides. Its product is annotated as truncated transcription factor CAULIFLOWER A-like. Gene Ontology annotation, cellular component: nucleus. NCBI's taxonomy places the organism in Eukaryota, Viridiplantae, Streptophyta, Magnoliopsida, Lamiales, Lamiaceae. Gene Ontology annotation, biological process: positive regulation of transcription by RNA polymerase II. The record is from RefSeq and is a predicted model, not a curated record. Bases 387 to 1133 code for a protein of 248 amino acids. Gene Ontology annotation, molecular function: DNA-binding transcription factor activity, RNA polymerase II-specific; protein dimerization activity; RNA polymerase II cis-regulatory region sequence-specific DNA binding. The transcript has 8 exons.